Cryptomeria japonica (Japanese cedar) is the source of this 883-nucleotide messenger RNA. Its product is annotated as chaperone protein dnaJ 20, chloroplastic. Lineage: Eukaryota; Viridiplantae; Streptophyta; Pinopsida; Cupressales; Cupressaceae. The record is from RefSeq and is a predicted model, not a curated record. Bases 221 to 751 code for a protein of 176 amino acids. Gene Ontology annotation, cellular component: chloroplast. The transcript is spliced from 2 exons.
AAGGUAGAAAAUAAUGAAUUGAAGAUCUAGAAAGAAGAUUUAGAAAGCCUAAUGUUUCUACAUCGACCAAACCAAUGUUCCCUGCACACAGAUCGGGUGAUGGCGGGGUAGACGUAAAGAAGGCCACCGUCCAUUUCUAAAAUCGACAAAUUCCUACAACUUUUAUGCACUUCGUAUCCUUCUCGGCAAAUUGUUAUUCGAAGCUUUCUGUAACAGAUUCAUGGAGUACAGUGCAUCACUUAAAGGUUUACAGGCGCCUCCCCGUCUUAGUAGCAAGUGUGCUUCUUCAGGAAUUUCACAGGUCAGAAUUGGAGCGAGGCCAAAGCAUUCGACAAGUAUUAGGGCUUUUCAAUCUCAAAAUGCUUCCUUUCCUUCAACUUCUUCAUUGUAUGAUGUUCUCUGUGUCUCUCCCGACGUCAGUGCGAGUGAUAUAAAACGCGCAUACCGUAGAAUGGCUCUCAAAUACCAUCCUGAUGUCUGCCCUUCUGCAGACAAGGAAGAGUGUAGCAAAUUGUUCCUUCAAGUUCAGGAGGCUUACGAGACUCUGUCGGAUCCUCUGCUCCGCCAGGAUUAUGAUUGGAGACUGCAGAACAUGUUCACAGUAGGCAAUUACGAAGGCAGAUUGGAGAGUAGUCGUGUGUGGGAAGCUCAGCUGAUGGAAUUGAUUAGGAGGAGAUCGGGAAAUAACUCGACGUCAUGGGGUAGCAGAAUGAGAAGACGAAAUCAAGAGGGGGCUUAUGCUUGCUUUUGAUUAAAUCGUGAUUACUGUGGGUUAUUUGAGAGUUUGUUGUAAAUUGGAUUGUAAAAUAGGGCAUUUGAGCGCCUUCUAGUUGUGUAAAUAUUGUCAAUUUUCUCUUAAUUCCAUUCGUUAUGUCAUAUUUAA